Molecule: messenger RNA, 696 nt
Organism: Haemonchus placei
Lineage: Eukaryota; Metazoa; Nematoda; Chromadorea; Rhabditida; Trichostrongylidae
Source: the annotation of a GenBank genome assembly
AUGUCUGGACGACUGGUGUUUGCAACAAUUCUGUGUAUUCCACUGGUUGCUGCAUUCGAUUGGGGAGACUUUCAUAAAGUGGCUGUGAUCUUCUUCUCAUUUUUUGGACCUGCCGUUAUCCUUGGCGCCAUCGCAGCAAUCGCCUACUUCGCUUGCGUACGAUCGUGGUAUGAAUCUUUCCGGGAAGAAGUUCGGGAAACUCAUCGAUCCUAUCAUCCAUGGCCACCAGGCUCCGCCAAAUGGCAGCUACAACAAUAUGUUAGAGGCAAUGGACCACCACCCGUGAAGCAUCUCAAAGCGACUCCGCCACCAAUGAUCCAGAAGUCAACACCAAGUCCAAUACCACCUGGACAACUCUUCUCACCUGCUUCACAUCCGAACGGCUCUAUUGCACAGGGACCGAUUAUUUCACCAUCUCCACAUCACAAUACCAAGGAGUCUCAGAUGUCAUUACAAUCACCACCUCCAUCGGUUCAGAACAAAAUGAAUAACUACCGUGAAAAGUUGGUUUCUCCUCAACCUCUCGAAAUUUACUGCGGCCCGUCUUCCACCUAUGUACCGUACACGGUCAGUAGUCCACAUGAAAGAUCAGAAGCUGGACAACAGCUUGAAGCGAUCACAGUCCGCACAACGACAACCACCAGGCGGACGACGGUACUGAGCCCAAUACCGAAACGACCGUACACUGUAGUGUAG